AUGGAACAAGAGGUUCUUCUCAAUAUUGGAAAUCCCGAUAAACUUAAGUCAAUCCUAGUUUCGAAGAGAGUGAACGAGAGUUUGCGCCUUCUAAACACCACUUUGAUCGCUGCUUUUGCUGAUUGUCGGCUGAUUUCUGAAUCAGCUUUUCUACGAGGUUUUUGCGAUGUUCCAGACGAUCCUGCGGCACUGAUUUUCAGGAUAUCACAACAGUGUCUUUCAGCUUCUGGAAAGCACUUGACGCAAGGGUUGGUUCUGCUAGGAUUCGGGCUACUUCGUGCCAGUGCUCACAGUCCCGGGUCAGCACUACUUACUUCCCGCAGAACUCGUGCCACAAGUGCUGUCAAGUCGCAUAAACCAAAUACCUCUCCGUUUGUACCCCAGCAUCACAUCAACGUUCGUGUUGGUCGCCUAGCAAUGGAAGUCCUAGUCCACUUGUUUAAGAAUUGUCCACAAAUGCGCCAAAGUAUUAUGGAUAUCCUCGCCAAUAUAUUGUGGGCCGAGUCCUCAAGUCCGAUUGCUCUGAAACUUGCCGAUCUGUUGGCGGAUAUGGGAGCUGCCAGCCCUUUGGACGUCGCGGUACUGGCUGACAGGCUGGAGCCUGUCAUUAAUUCAAUUGGGUUGAUACCCGUCGAACUGUCUAUCGGCUUGGUUCACGCCCUGCUUCCUCUUAUUCGUGCUGGGAAUCAGCUGGUCGAUGCAUGGAAUAACAGUCAGCAGCCUACAGAAAAUCCAAUGGGUGCGAUCAGGACAAGGCUGUUCACAACCUUAUGCAAGGCGGCAUCCUCUCCUCGUGUUCACUAUCGGCGAACGGCAGUAGCUUGUUUCCUUAUACUGUUAAAACAUUUAAAGGCGAGUCCGUCGAAUGGAGUGUUGGUUUAUUUGAUGACUGUUUCAGUUUCUGCAUUUCGGUCCGCAUCUCAAAACUCGUCCGGUAACCUGUCGCAGGGCACGCCAUUUACACAAACCCAGGCAACUCAGUUGAAUCCCCACCUCCUGUAUAGUCAACUGCAAUCCACACAACUUGCGCAACAGGCAGUUGUUCUGCCGUGUGAUGUGGAUCAGAAUGAGGCGUUAUGUACAGAAAUCGUCAGCGUACUUCACCGGAUCAUCUUUUCCGCCUUUUUCCGAUCUCAAGCCGGGAGCCUUUUGGAGGACCCAGAGAAUAGAGUGAAGUCUGAUAUUUAUUGGGGAUUAUGUGAAGUGGUCACUCGGAACAAAGGCCUCUGUGAACCGGUCUUGAACAUGUAUCUUCGAUUACUAUUGGCAAGCUUGUCCCCUUCGUUUUUGAGAGAAAUCAAGCGAACACAGCCACUUGCUUCACUCACCGUACCUACCAUGGUUGAGUCUUCACAACCGGCGUUAGGACCUUCUGGGCCUCCUGUUCAUCUUGAUGACCUGAUCACCACUCACGGAAACACUGGAACGGAGGUUAGACGCACAGAGCAUCCGGACAUCCUGGUAUGGUGCCUUCAGUCUGUGCUUACGUUGCCACAGUUUGUGUUGUCCUGGAGACAAUAUCGCUUGAAACGUGCUCAAGCCCGCGCUUCAUCCGCCAACGAAAGCGGGGAAGAAUCGUCUGAAUCUGCCUCCAUGGGUUUCAGUCAGUUUACUCAGUCAACAGUCACGGGUUCUGUCGCAUGUGGCCGCGCAGUUUCAACAUCGCUUUUCUCGAAGGCUGUCACCCUGCUCCUGUCUCUUUCCGACUCAUUGCGUUUGACACCGCUGGACGAUUUCGGUUUGAACCCGGACACCGAUUUCGGAAACACAUCUGCCGGUACCCUGAACCGUGAACGGGCAAACUUGCUUCUUGGCUUGUACGAUGCAUGUUUGGAAUUGGAAUUGAAGGAUCCACUCGAACUCAUAAGCGCAUCUGGUUCGCAGCAGACACAAUCGGGCAACCAAGCUGAAUCCAGUUGGUCCCGUAUUCGCCAGCUCUUUGCUCGUCGGGUGGCCUUAUCCACUCUUUUGUGCAACAAAACAUCCAGUUCGAGCUCACAAGCUAGUGCUGGCAGCUUGUUGCUGCCAACCUUUGGACAAGGGACCCAUUUCCGUCCAGGAUUAUUGAUCUUGGGUCUUACGUCGGCGUCGCAGUCCGGGCUGUCUCGAGUACUCAGAGCAAGCUCAACCUCAGACGCCGCGAAUUCAUUAGCUUAUCAUAUGCUUCUCACAAUAUCCACCAGACUUUCUCAGUUCACCCAUUGUGCUGGCGGUGGAAUUCCGUAUGCUUACCGUGAUCUGCUGGUUCAAGCUAUUGCUUCCAUAUUACGACACGUUAUUCGCUACUACAAUCAUAAGCUACUGGUCGAUUUAGAUCCUUCCACCACUCCGUCUGCUUCAACAGCCACUGCAAACACAAGCGCCUUAAGUAUUGGUGUGUCAGAUUCAGACCCCGCGAAUACUGCUAAGGCACGCUCCAGCUCACCAACUGCCACGUACUCUGCUGCUUUAAGCGUCCUUGAUGUGGCUUUCACACUUGCAAUGGACUACCUGGGUUCGAAACGUCUUCAUCGGCUGGCCGUGAGAAUCUAUUCUACGACAAGUGACCCAGGUUAUCGCUAUCCGCAGUUCGAACAACACGCUGCGUCCGAAUUUGCCGGUGAAGGCGAGGAAGACAACGAAGACGACAACUUGGAGCGGCGUAAUACCGAUGUCACUCCCGCACAAGCUCUUUCUGCUGUUAUAAAGUUGAUCAAAGUAGGCCUAUCACAUUGUUGCAUUCGCUACCUUUACAGUCAAUUUUUGAAACUCAUUGUUAAUAUGAUUCCCUUUGGUCCUUAUUUACAGGGUUGGAUUACAAAGUUACUGAAUCCGAACUCAGGGACUUCAUUCGUAAGCACACAAAGAGUUUCAUCCCAAGCUGUCGCUCACACACGGGACCUGGUUGUACUUAUCCCCUUACUUGUGCGACUAUGCCGAGCACGAGCCACGAUAGGGUCGGACGAGUCCUCUCGCACCGCUAACAUUGUAGGAAACAUGUAUGGUGGCUUGGACCGAGUACUUGCUUGGCUGAUACGGCUUAUGCGGUCUGCUGCGCCCCAGUCAUCAUCUAAGCCUGGCUCUGAGGCGGUAGGUUUACUCACCGCUGCCCGUGUUCAGCUGGUGAGCCAGACAGUGUGGCUGGCACAUUUGGUAGAGGCUUUCAGUAAUGAAGCAUCGCAAGGCUCGGAUUCACAGCUUAAUUUGGACUAUCUACUGACGACCAUUGCAGCAGAUAUCCACCAUACUUUAAAGGAUGCUUCUGUUGCCCAGCAGGACACCAGUUAUCUUCCAGACGAUUCCGAAGGCACUGUGACAUUUCCCAUGGUUACGCGCGUGUCAGCCCUUCCCUUAUUGAAUCUUCUGUAUUCCACUGUCCGUCAACUGGUCAGCGAAUUCGAGUGGCUUCUUGCGCAUCUUGCGCCGAGUUUGGGAGGUCGUAUGGUGGCAGACAACUCAAAAAUGGACGAACUAAGAGCUGAGGGGAAUUCUCGUGAGGAAGCUUUGUGUACAAGGCUUUCUACCGUGGGCGAAACCUUGUCCGAAUUGCUGAAAACAGCGGUUCCGGCUCCAAGCGCCCAUGCAGACAAUCUACUGGAAGUCAGUGCUCGGAUAUUCAACUUCCUAACACAGUUCGUUAAAUAUCAUGCCGAAAGUGAGAAAUUGAAGGGAAUUCAAGACAAACAACCCCUGAAGAAGACGGAAAAAAAUGGACAAAAGAGUGGCGCGUCAUUGAAGAAAACUUUGCAACCCACCGGUAUCCCACAAACCGUGAUGUCGCGGUCAAUCAAAGAUUCCCGUGUAAUACCUCAGCUUGUAUUUUCCAUUGAACAGUACGAAAGGUUUUUGAUGCAGCUGUCAAAACUAUCAAAGGUCAACUUGAUGCGAAAUGUCAAACUCGCAGUCUCGCGAGACUUCCGUAUCAACACAGCCACGGUGGCUGCCCAACUGGAACGCUCAGCUUUACUGAGUCCUAGCUCCGACAGUGACGUAGAGGUACAAGACGAAAAUAUAGGACCGGCUAACGAAAACAGUAUCGCUCCGGUGGCGGCGACAGAGGCUGACAAUUCGAACCAGUCAUCGACAGAUUGUCCGCCAAUGUCUGUCGUCGACUUGAUCUUACCAGAUAGCGGUGGGUCGCAGAACCAACUACCUUCGUCAUCGACCCAGAACGAAACAAUUACGCCAAAAUGGGGCCGACAAUAUGCGGUGAAGCGUUCCAUGGUUCACAGCCGACCAUGUAUCUCAGUUUACUCUCAAGUGUCGCUGAGUGAAGAAGCGUACACACACACCUGGUCGUCAGGUCUCAGUCAGUUUUUGGACUUACAAGUGACUCGUUUGGUUCCGACUACUAACGAAAGAAAGAAGGCCUGCGCUAUUGAGUUAUUUAUUGAAAAAUACCAACUGAACAGUUACAGACUUUUGAACAGGGAAGCCAAAUUCUCAUGUGCACAGUUACAGACUUUUGGACAGGGGAGCAAAAUUCUCAUGUGCAUCAAAUACCAACUGACUAUGUAUCCGUCUUCUUGA
This is a messenger RNA of Opisthorchis viverrini, 4509 nucleotides long. RefSeq lists its product as hypothetical. The record is from RefSeq and is a predicted model, not a curated record. The coding region runs from base 1 to 4509 and encodes 1502 amino acids. Gene Ontology annotation, biological process: DNA repair. Gene Ontology annotation, molecular function: DNA polymerase binding. The transcript is spliced from 18 exons. NCBI's taxonomy places the organism in Eukaryota, Metazoa, Platyhelminthes, Trematoda, Opisthorchiida, Opisthorchiidae.